Molecule: messenger RNA, 279 nt
Organism: Saccostrea echinata
Lineage: Eukaryota; Metazoa; Mollusca; Bivalvia; Ostreida; Ostreidae
Exons: 3
Coding region: 1-225 (74 amino acids)
Source: RefSeq, a predicted model, not a curated record
AUGGAGAAACAAAUGCUGAUUCUUUUGGUUAUCUUUUGUGCCGCUUUUGUUGCUGAAGGCUUUAAUUAUCAGCAACAGUACUGUCCUUACGGACAAUGGCCGCGAGGGUACUGCUAUAGUGACUGGGACUGUUACUAUGGGUCGUACUGUUUCCGUGGUUACGGCGGCUAUGGAUACGGUAGCGGGAUCUGUUGUCCUAGCAAAAAGAUGGGUCCAUAUUACUGACGCAAAGGAACAAGACUGACUCUGUACAGAAUAUAUAGAGAAUCAGAAAUAAAC